CUUAUCAGUCGGAUCGCUUCGCCGUCGGCCAGUCGCAGGUGGACCUCGCCAGGAUCAUCGCAGGUGCGUCAGCUGCGUCAGCCGCGUCAGCGCCUGUUGACUGUCGUUUGACGCACUGCCGGCCGCUCCCAAGCUCCCCGCUCCCGGCUCCAGGAUGUCGCCGGUGGCCCUGAGAGCGCUGGCCUGCCUGGUCGCCCUGGUCGCCGUCGAGGCCAUCUACCUCCCGGACGCCCCCAGCAGCGAGGAGCAGGCGCAGGUCGCCCCCAGCAGCAAUGCGCAGGCGCACGUCUCCACCGGCGUGCCCGACGACUACCGCACCCUGGAGGAGGAGGUGAUCCGUGGCAUCCUCGACAGCUACGACCCCCUCGUCAUCCCGGAGCUGCCCUUCAACCAGACCCUGAAGGAGAUCACGGCCAGCGGCUUGAUCACGGAUCUGACCAUCACGGGCCAGUCGGGGCUCAAGGUGAACAAGCUGUCCCUGCAGGGCGCGAAGGUGGCGGCCGCCGUCACCCUGCCCUCCAUCGCGGCCAAGGGCCAGUACACCAUGACGGGGGUCCUGCCGGUGCCCGGGCUGGCGACACUGCCGCUGGACGGCAGCGGACAGAUCACGUUUGGCCUCUCCAACUUGGAGCUUGACGUCGCCAUCGAGCUGGGCAUAUCAGACAAGGGACAGAUCACCCUGGACGAGUGCGAGUUGACGUGGAACAUGACUACCAUCAAGUUCCGAAUGGAUGGUGUGCUGGGUGGCAGCGCGCUCGGGAACAUGAUCAACAACAUCCUGGCGGACGCGCUGCCCCAUCUCGUUCUAAAG
Molecule: messenger RNA, 811 nt
Organism: Frankliniella occidentalis (western flower thrips)
Lineage: Eukaryota; Metazoa; Arthropoda; Insecta; Thysanoptera; Thripidae
Source: RefSeq, a predicted model, not a curated record